UUCUUUACACCCAAGAGCUAGAAGAAAUGGCUAAACUGGUAUGCUAUGAGUCAUGCUUCGCAUUUUGUGGUCAGGUCUACAGGCAAAAAAGAGGGGUUCCGAUGGGAAGUCCCCUCUCAGGAAUCCUUUGCGAAUUAGUUGUCAGAAGAAUAGAAAGACGGGUACUUCAUAGUUUCAAGGAAGAUAUUGUAUAUUUCAGCAGAUAUGUGGACGACAUCCUUAUUUUAUGGAAAAAUAAUAGUAGGGUGCAUGAAUUUAUGAAUAGAAUUAAUGAUAACGAUGAUGGGCUUAAAUUGAGAUUAGAACAGAAGAGUUCCUUGAGUGUGCACUUCUUGGACAUUAAUAUCCGGUUUAUGAAAGGGCAUUUGUCCACAAGUGUUUAUAUUAAACCUACACACGCCCCAUUAUAUAUUCCAUCCCAAUCCAUGGAUCCAUAUCGGUAUAAGAUGGCAGCCUUCCGAGCGUUAAUAAGGAGAGCCUAUUUAUAUUGUGACCGAGUCGCUGACAGGGAGAAGGAGAUUGAUAGAGUAUUGCAGGUGGCCCGGACCCUGGGUUACAGAAAAAGUAUAAUUGUAGGAAUGCCUUAUGAGAACUUACAACUGGAUGUUAAAAAAGAUUAUAUCGGCGUCACUACCAGAAGCUUGGGAGUAAGGCUCAAAGAACAUAGAUAUGCCAUAAGAAAAGCAUCUAAUUCAACGAUUUUGUCACAAAUGGCGCAAGCGCAAGGCUCUGANUCAGAUUUUAUUCAAUUGUUUGACUAA
Messenger RNA from Centruroides sculpturatus (bark scorpion), 761 nucleotides. RefSeq lists its product as uncharacterized. The record is from RefSeq and is a predicted model, not a curated record. Bases 27 to 761 code for a protein of 244 amino acids. Lineage: Eukaryota; Metazoa; Arthropoda; Arachnida; Scorpiones; Buthidae. The transcript is spliced from 2 exons.